AUGGCCACCCACGUGAAGAUGACCGCGAACCAACCCCCGUCCGAAUACUUCGAGGAACUCGCGCGAAACAACCAGCUCAACUCACCUCUUCUGCGUCUUCCCGGAGAGACUCGCAAUCGCAUUUAUGAGUACGUCUUCUUCGAUUCAGAAGUGGUUGCGAAGGAGCGUUGGGGACCCCAGGAUUAUUCGAUGCCUCGCCACAACAAGAGCGUGAUUUACGUGCUCGCGACCUGCCAACAGAUCCGCCACGAAGCUACCAAAAUCUUCUGGGAUAGAUGCACCAUCAACGCCAAAGCGAUCUGUGACAUACAAAGAGUCAAUCUUUACAUGGGCCCGGCAAACUCCGCUCUCGUCACGUCUCUCCUUGUGGAUUCGUACGCAGUGACAAGCUUAAUUCAUCGGAGCGGCGCCCUACCACUCCGUGUGCCGUGGGAUCUCCAGCAAUUCCCGAUGCUGCGGAAGCUUCGUGUGGUUAAUAUUCCUCACUUUCCCCUCAAGGCACAGGAAGAUAUACUGCGUGGUAUCUCCGCCCUGGGAAUCGCAGUUGAGUACAAGUACCUGGAGGAAUAA
Molecule: messenger RNA, 570 nt
Organism: Alternaria infectoria
Lineage: Eukaryota; Fungi; Ascomycota; Dothideomycetes; Pleosporales; Pleosporaceae
Exons: 2
Coding region: 1-570 (189 amino acids)
Source: RefSeq, a predicted model, not a curated record